Messenger RNA from Tricharina praecox, 2185 nucleotides. RefSeq names its product HCO3-transporter. Gene Ontology annotation, molecular function: borate efflux transmembrane transporter activity; solute:inorganic anion antiporter activity. The transcript is spliced from 4 exons. Gene Ontology annotation, cellular component: plasma membrane; fungal-type vacuole. NCBI's taxonomy places the organism in Eukaryota, Fungi, Ascomycota, Pezizomycetes, Pezizales, Pyronemataceae. The coding region runs from base 211 to 2082 and encodes 623 amino acids. Gene Ontology annotation, biological process: borate transport; monoatomic anion transport; transmembrane transport. The record is from RefSeq and is a predicted model, not a curated record.
CCUCAGUAUCUCUGCUACUAGUAGUGACGGCGAGUGGCUGCCCGCCGCCCGGUGCAAUACCAGAAAUAUCCCGCACGCCGGUGCUGGCUUUUCUUCUUUCUAUAAGAUCUUAUCCCGGCGGGGUGACCACCAUUCGAAGUAUCCUUCUUCUCAAGAUUACCCUCGAUUGGACCGGACCUGCGCCUUGUUGUGGCAGUCGCUCGUGUGUCAAUGUCGCGUUCCGGCACCAAUAGCUCCAAUUCCACUCUCGUACCGACUGGAGACAUGGACCCCGCCAAUAGAGACAUCGGGAACAGCCUGAAACCACCUGUCGCCGACUCACCGCCGGAUGUUCCAUCACCCCCACCGAAAGAGAUCCCUUCAGCCGUACCAUCACCACGUCGAAAACGGCUCUUCUCCCCGGGUGGUCCCUUGCGUCCCGGAAGGCUCCUGCUCGAGGACAUCCGCAACGGUGUCAAGCGGUAUCCGACCGAUUGGUUCUUCAACCAGCUGAUCCUGGCGUCGGCGGUGUACCUGUUCUUCACCAAUUUGCUGCCCGGGAUCACCUUUGCGAGUGAUCUACAUGUCCUCACGAAACAGCAUUACGGCGCCAUCGAGGUGGUGUUUUCAACGGGGUUGUGCGGUUGCAUCUUUGCCUUGUUCUCGUCUCAGCCGUUGACGAUUCUAGGUGUUACUGGGCCGUUUUGCAUCCUCAGUGAACGCAUCUUUGCGCUUUGCGAUGAGAACUUUCACAUUCCCUACCUCUCCUUCAUGGCGUGGGCUUGUAUCCACUCUGGCUGGAUGCACCUCCUCCUCGCGGCGUUCAAUGCUCACGACUGGACGAUGGGCUAUGUCACAACCUUCUCGACCGAGAUCUUCUCCUUGCUGAACAGCAUCAUCUACUUCCACAAAGCGGUGCAGGAGCUGGAGCGGGCGCACGCCAACACGUCACUCGCCUCCUUCCUAUACUCGGUAAUCGGCUGCAUCGGCACCUUUCUCGUGGCCGUCUUCCUCUCCACCGCCAAUUCGUGGAAACCACUGUUUCACAAAUACGUACGCAUGGGACUGACCGAGUACGCGGCCGCGAUAUCGAUCAUCUUCUUCAUCGGCAUGCCGCAGAUCGGCGAGCUCAACGACCUGGAUCAACAGCGGCUGCCAGUAUCCAAGACGUUCAAGCCCACGCACCCGGACCGAACAGUGUUCUUCAUCGAUUUCUGGAAGCUCCCCGUCGGCUGGAUCUUUGCGGCGAUCAUUCCCGGCGCCAUCAUCACAACGCUGUUCUUCUUCGACGUCGAGGUCUCGACCAUCUGCGCCACGCUGCCAAAAUACAACCUCAAGAAGCCGACCGGGUACGCGUGGGACGUGGCACUGCUAGGCUGCACCACAGCGCUCUGCGGCAUCCUCGGCAUCCCGCCGGCGAACGGGCUCCUCCCGCAAGCGCCCUUGCACUCAGAGUCGCUCAUGCACGUCGUCAAGGAGAAAGACCCCCUCGGCAACACGGUGAUCGUGCAAGUAGCGAAGGGCACGCCCAACGACCCGCCGAUCCCGGGGCAGCCCACAGAGCCAAAACAAGCCGUCCACGAGCAGCGCUGGUCACAUCUCCUCCACGCUAUAGGCAUCUUCAUCUUCGUCUCCCCGCCGCUGAUGCACGUGCUGGGCCUCACCCCCACCAGCGUCCUUGCGGGACUAUUCCUGUUCAUGGGCGAGCAGAGCCUGUGCACAAACCCCAUCCUGUACCGGUUUUUCCACAUCCUGACCCCAACAACCGAGCUCCCACCUCUCAAACACCCCCGCGCCACCUACGCAGGCGAGCACUGGUACACUCUGCUCCAAAUAAUCCUCACCGCCGGCAUCUUCGCGAUCACGUUUACGCCUGCCGCCCCAGCGUUCCCGAUCAUUAUCGUCCUGCUUGUGCCCGUAAGGCUCAGGCUCAUGCGCAGGUACUGGGAGGUUGAUACGCUUAAGGGAGUGGACGCGUGGGCGUGUAGAAAGGGGUUGGGGAAUGAUUUUAGGAGUAUGAAAGAACGGAGGGAGGGGAGGAUGGAGCUGGAAGUUAGGGAUGAGGAGGAGGGAGGUGCAACGGGUGGUGGCGUUUUUAUUUGAUUUGAUGGAUCAUGGAGCGGGGAGAUUUCGUAGCAUAGACGAGUUUGUGCGGAUGGAGUAAUGAUAUUGAUACCCAAUGGGAAUAUACUGUCCCUCCCCAGAG